Messenger RNA from Rhincodon typus (whale shark), 967 nucleotides. Its product is annotated as kinesin-like protein KIN-1. Bases 173 to 967 code for a protein of 264 amino acids. Gene Ontology annotation, biological process: microtubule-based movement. Lineage: Eukaryota; Metazoa; Chordata; Chondrichthyes; Orectolobiformes; Rhincodontidae. The record is from RefSeq and is a predicted model, not a curated record. Gene Ontology annotation, molecular function: ATP hydrolysis activity; microtubule motor activity; microtubule binding. The transcript has 6 exons. Gene Ontology annotation, cellular component: kinesin complex; microtubule.
AAAAGAUUCAAAUACUGACAGGCCACCGAGAGUUCGCAGACCCAGAGCUUGAAAACAUUUGGGAUAAAUUCCAUGAGUUUAACACAGUGUUCUGUCAUGUCUGACCUUUGAAGAAGUGACCUAUUCGAGAACAUCGCAGGCACCGAUCUCCAAAUGCCAAUAGGCUGUGAGAAUGAACAUCGACGUAGUGGCACGAAUACAGCCAUCUCGGCAACCAGGGCAGGGCCACAGCUUACAGAUCUCAGCGGAGGGAAAGACCAUCUACACAGCCUCAGAUGGAGGAGCUGCCUGCAGAUUUCAGGAGAUUUUUGACCAGAACGCUUCCACACAGGAAAUAUUCACCAGGACUGUGCAGCCCCUGCUCAGUGUGUUCACGGAAGGAAUGAACACCUGUGUUGUGGUUUUUGGCGAAACCGACUCUGGCAAGUUGUACACGUUGGUUGGAGACAAGAAUGAUCGAUUAGCAAUCAUACCUUUGACAAUCGAUUACAUCUUUGAUGCACCAUACCUGCAGAAAUUACAGGCCACUGCAAUGUGGUCUCUUUCAAUAUCUAUGUAUGAGAUUUACGCUGAGGUGCUGAAGGAUUUGUUAGACUCGAAUGGGACAGAUCCUGUCAACUUAAAGAUCAUGUGCAAUGCACAAGAAGGCACAUUUAUAAAGGGAUUAACCUGUGUCACUGCCUCUUCAGCAGCUGAUGCAAUAUCCAUCUUCCACCAAGGUUGGGCACGGCGCACAGGAGCAAAUGUGGACUUUGGACCCGCAGAAAGCCAAGCCACUGUUAUCACUCAACUGAACCUACUGGUGGUUUUGACAGCGUUAGCAGAUUUUGACUGGGACAAUAGCGUGGACACAUUUGGCCUGAACGUCUUUGUUCAUGAGAAAUGGAAGAUUGAGUCAAGCAUCCCAGUGCUGGUCGCUACCAGAUGGUCCUGGGUGAAUGUGCUUGCUUGUGGAAAUGAUUGCUAA